Messenger RNA from Otolemur garnettii (small-eared galago), 3816 nucleotides. It is a transcript of the gene SLC2A9, whose product is annotated as solute carrier family 2 member 9. The transcript has 12 exons. Gene Ontology annotation, cellular component: membrane. NCBI's taxonomy places the organism in Eukaryota, Metazoa, Chordata, Mammalia, Primates, Galagidae. Gene Ontology annotation, molecular function: hexose transmembrane transporter activity. Bases 697 to 2283 code for a protein of 528 amino acids. The record is from RefSeq and is a predicted model, not a curated record. Gene Ontology annotation, biological process: monosaccharide transmembrane transport.
CAAAUGUUCUCAUAGACCAUAAUUUUUACAGGUUACAAAAGUUUCCAUCAUAUGGAUGUACCAUAAUAUAUUCAAAUUUGCUUGCUAUUUUGUCCUAUUGUAAAUUCCACUUUUCUGACAUGAAAACUGCUACAAUGAACAUCUUAGACUUUAAUUUUUUGUUUACAUUUUUAUUACUGCUUAGGAUAAAUUUUUAUAAAUGGAGUAGUUGCUGUGUGAUUUUCCACUUGGGUCGUGCCAGUGAUUCAGGAUACAGCUUUGGUAACUGUGUCCAACUUGACAGGUGAGGUUGGCACUUCCUUUUCAUUUGUGCUGAUUGUAUUUUCACACUUGGAAACAGUUUAAUGUUUCCAAAAUGUGUCUCAACAUAAGAAUAACCAUGGAUGAGAAUACUGGGUGGAGUGGCCCGUACUUAGUAAGCAUGGAGGCCAGUGUAAGAAGCACAGAUGCCGUCCACCACCCCAUCUUGAACAUGGAGAAACUGAGGCCUGAGAAGGGCAGGCGGAGCCUGGUCUCCAGAGCAGCUGGGGGCUGAGUGAGGGUACUGCUGCGUCCCCUCAUCACAGCAAAGCUCGUGAAGGCUGUUUGGGGGCACCUCCUCUGACCUCCCCAUCUAGGACAGGAAGUUUCCAGUGGCUUCUUCCUCUUUUCUCUUUCUCAGGAACAACAAAAGUCCAAAAAUCUGAAAAAUAAACCAUGAAGCUCAGUGAAAAGGACCCAGCAGAAGAUAAAGAAAGAGAUCCAGUGAGAAAGAAAUCGGACUGGUCCUGCUCGCUGCUCGUGGCUUCCUUAGUGGGCGCCUUUGGCUCCUCUUUCCUCUACGGCUACAACCUCUCAGUGGUCAACGCGCCCGCCCCGUACAUCAAGGCCUUUUACAAUGAAUCAUGGCAAAGAAGGCAUGGACAUCCGAUAGACCCGGACACCCUCACUCUGCUGUGGUCUGUGACCGUAUCCAUAUUCGCCAUCGGUGGACUUGUGGGGACGCUAAUGGUGAAGAUGAUCGGAAAGGUUCUCGGGAGGAAGUACACUUUGCUGGCCAAUAAUGGCUUUGCGAUUUCUGCUGCAUUGCUGAUGGCCUGUUCUCUGCAGGCAGGAGCCUUUGAGAUGCUCAUCGUGGGACGUUUGCUCAUGGGCAUAGAUGGAGGCAUUGCCCUCAGUGCACUGCCCAUGUACCUGAAUGAGAUCUCUCCCAAGGAGAUCCGCGGCUCCCUGGGGCAGGUGACUGCCAUCUUCAUCUGCAUUGGCGUGUUCACUGGGCAGCUGCUGGGUCUGCCGGAGCUGCUGGGGAAGGAGAGCACCUGGCCAUACCUGUUUGGCGUGAUCACCAUCCCUGCCUUCGUUCAGCUGGUGAGCCUGCCCUUUCUCCCUGACAGCCCACGCUACCUGCUCUUUGAGAAGCAUGAUGAGGCCGGAGCCAUCAAAGCCUUCCAGACAUUCCUGGGCAAAGCGGACAUCUCCCGGGAGAUGGAGGCAGUUUUGGCUGAGAGCCGUGUGCACAGGAACAUCCGCCUGGUGCCCUUCCUUGAGCUGCUGAGGGCACCAUUUGUCCGCUGGCAGGUCAUCACCGUGAUCAUCACCAUGGCCUGCUACCAGCUCUGCGGCCUCAAUGCGAUCUGGUUUUAUACCAACAGCAUCUUCGGAAACGCUGGGAUCCCUCCUGCAAAGAUCCCGUACAUCACCUUGAGUACAGGGGGGAUUGAGACACUGGCUGCCAUCUUCUCUGGCUUGGUCAUUGAGCAUCUGGGACGAAGACCCCUCCUCAUUGGUGGCUUUGGGCUGAUGGCCCUCUUCUUUGGGACCCUCACCAUCACACUGAUACUGCAGGACCGUGCACCCUGGGUCCCUUAUCUGAGUAUCCUGUGCAUUCUGGCCAUCAUUGCUUCCUUUUGUAUCGGGCCAGGUGGCAUCCCGUUCAUCCUGACCGGCGAGUUCUUCCAGCAGGCACAGCAGCCGGCCGCCUUCCUCAUCGCAGGCACUGUCAACUGGCUUUCCAACUUCGCCGUGGGGCUCCUCUUCCCCUUCAUUCAGAAAAGUCUGGACACCUACUGUUUCCUCGUCUUUGCUACAAUUUGUAUCACAGGUGCUGUCUACCUUUAUUUUGUCCUGCCCGAGACCAAAAACAAAACGCAUGCAGAAAUCAGCCAAGCAUUUGCCAAAAGAAACAAAGCACAUCCACCAGAGGAAAAAAUUGACUCGGCGGUUACCGAUGAUAAGAUGAAUGGAGGGCCUGAACCUGAGUCCUCCUCUACAUUGGACAAUCAUGUCCCAAACAAGGUCAUCUAAAUGGGUGACAUCACCAUUUCAGGAAACCAAAGCUUCCCCAUUUUCAAGAGGCUUAAACUGAUUGAAGCCAGUCUUAUUCAGUAUUUAAAAAUAAACCUGUGCCAAUGUAUUAUCACAAUCAUUUUGGCUUUAUUUACAGCUAAGUCUCCCAGACUCUUCAAGAAGCCUGAAAGAAUUCCCCUGUGUUUCAGUAAACACAGCAUUCCUCUGUACUGACCAUGACCUGCCCAUUUCAUGACUUGACCAUGGUUUCAAAAUGAGCUUGGAACAAUAGCAUUAAUAUUUGAACACUUUCUCAAAGAAAACUAAUUUAAUCUGAUAUGGGACCAAUGGACUAGAAAUCACAGACUGAGGUUGUAGUCCCAACCUCAUAAUAAGCAGCCUUGACCUGCCCUCAGCCUGGAUCCUGGUGCUUCCAUGACCCCUGGGUUUGGCCCUGGAAAUAGACUGUCAGGAUUCAGUGGAGAGACUCUUCAUGCCAACUAAUAAAUGCCUGCUACCAACCUUUGGUUCUGCCUUGUGGGUCUAGGUCUUGCCCUUCCCAGGCUGUGUCUAAGGCAUGGGCUCAGGACUUCCAGGGCAGACACAGUGUUCACCUCUGACUGUGAAACCCUUGUGUGCUCACAGACAACAUGCAGGAGACCAGUGUCUGGAAGACCUGGAGAAACAACUUUACCAGAACUGGGGCAGGGACUGCAAACUGAACUCUAUCCAAAUGAAAAACAAUAUUGAGAAUGAUUCUGAAGCUAAACCUAGGGUUGGUGGGAAAAACCAUUGGGGUUAAUUGGUGAUGUCUGCCACAGGUGUGGAAAUGCAAGUAUCAGCACGUGUACCUCAUGUUUGCCAUAUCCAGAAGAGCUUCAUCUGAAAAUGUAAUGAGCCACCUUGAAAGAUGGGGAGUGCACCAUCACUUAAAGUGCCCAAGCAAAGGCUGAGUGAUUACUCAUCUUGACUGUCCUUAAGGAAAUCUAAGUGUCAGUUGUGUAGGAAGCUGUUUAGAAUAGCUAUGUGUAAGGGCUCUGGCUAAGCCUUACAUGCUAGAGUCGUCUUGGCCGGAGCAAUUUGCAGCCUGCCAUAGGAACGCACAGCUUGUUGUUUGGCCAAUUCCCUAUACCUACCUCCAGAAUGAAAUACACUCACAGUGCUCAUAAGUAAAUGAAAAUGCACCUGAAUUAGCACUGUUGUGUUUGAAUUUCAUAUGUCAUAGAAGGAGAAGAACCAGAGAGGAAAGACUCUGGACCUUCCAGCACCACUGGAAUCUUUUCAGCUGUAACCCCUUGGGUUUUCUCUAAUCCUUCUUGAAAAAGGCAGCCUUCACCUGAACCUGAGUUCUGAGUUUCCUACCCUGCUGAAUAUUUCUUCAUCACUGGAUCUCUCCUUUGGUUAAUUGCCCACUCAGUGCACCAUGACAUCCAGCUUUGGUUUGACUGGAGAAUGUGGACAGUGUUUUGUCAGUAUGGAGAGAAAGUGACAUGUGGGUACCAAGAGAGUCUGAGACCAAAAGAGCCAAAUAAAGUAUAAAAGAGAAAGCUU